This is a messenger RNA of Morchella importuna, 1356 nucleotides long. RefSeq lists its product as uncharacterized. NCBI's taxonomy places the organism in Eukaryota, Fungi, Ascomycota, Pezizomycetes, Pezizales, Morchellaceae. The record is from RefSeq and is a predicted model, not a curated record. Bases 1 to 1356 code for a protein of 451 amino acids. The transcript has 6 exons.
AUGUCGACAAACAAUACCCAGAUUCUCCCCUCAAUAACCGCAGAGGACUGGAUGAAUCUCAAAUCCAUCAAACACCUUGCUGCCGAGAACAACCUCAAGGGCUUCAACCAAGAUUUUAUUCCCCCUCGGUUCACUGAUCCAAACUAUGUCAUGCCAGAUAAGGGAAAUACCCUUUUUGUGCUGAAUAUUGUGAUGGUAUCGGUUGUAUUUGUGGUUGUGGGGUUAAGGUACUAUGCGAGAGUAUUUAUCGCAGGCGGGCUAGGGGCGGAUGAUGUUGCUAUUGGACUUGCAGUGUUAUCAUUCGUUGGAUCUUGUUCACUUUACUGUUUCUCUGUAAAGACUGGUGGGUUCGGGCGUCACAUAUAUGACCUUGAUUCCGAGACGAUCUGCAAUCUACUCAAGGAAACAUACAUUAUGCCUAUUCUCUACAACAUUGGAGUUUUUUUUAUUAAGCUUUCACUACUCCUCUUCUACCGACGCCUCUUCGGGCCCAACCGGCUACUACAGCGCCUCGUCAUCAUCCUCAUCGUCUUCCAAGUAAUAUAUACCGUCGGCUCUACAGGCGGUCUCAUCUUCAUCUGCUCCCCCGUAUACGCAUGGUGGUAUGUUUCGUUACGUGCAACAAAGUGUCCGGAUUUUAUAAAGACAAUGACGAUCUUUUUGAGUUUGAGGGCGGUCAGUGUAUUCACGGAUGUGUUGGUACUACUUUUACCGAUGAUAAUGCUGUGGGACUUGAAGAUCCCAGUUCGACAGAAGCUUGGGCUGGGGGUGGUAUUUGGCUUGGGCAUUAUGGCGUGCGUGACUGCUGUCCUUCGUUUGGCAUACCUUCCGCGACUCCUAACAACCGUCGAUGUAUCAUGGCACGUAAUUCCCGUCGCGAUCUGUGACGUGCUCGAGCAAUCCCUCGGCAUCAUCACCGCGUCCCUCCCGGCUCUCACCGCCAUAAUCGCCAAAUUCCGCGGAAGUGUGAAGCCCGCUCGAAAGUGCACAGAUACAAACAAUCCCGGCUCGGCCUGCGAGUCAACGACAUCGUUCAUUGAGGGGGCAAAGCCGGAAUCCCUAUUACCGACUCAUGCAAGAACUGGUAGCAUAGGGAACUUCGGACAUAACACCAGUGCUAGGGAAAGAAAUACACCUUCGCCACCGGAAUUCGAUUUUCUGAGUGUGGCGUAUGACCCUGAUAAUGUGAAUAUGGGGUUUGCGGUACGAUCUUGGGUAACAGGACCUGAGAGGAAGAGUGGGGGCUGGUGGAGGAGAGUUAGAGGGGACAGUAGUGAGGAAGACUUAGUGAGGGGCUUGGAUGGGAUUUCGAAAACGACGACUGUGGAGAUGAAGGUGGAUAGAAGGAUUGUAUAA